This is a messenger RNA of Prunus armeniaca (apricot), 714 nucleotides long. The record is from the annotation of a GenBank genome assembly. Lineage: Eukaryota; Viridiplantae; Streptophyta; Magnoliopsida; Rosales; Rosaceae.
AUGUCACAUAGGGGGAAGCGUGCAUUUGGUAAAAAAAGAUGCUCUAGUUUGAGGAGGACAAAGAUUGUUCACCAUAAAGACAAAGUUGUGGAAGGAAGGGUUGAUGGUGUCAGGACCGAGGUUCAAAGGCAUUCCAUGAUGUUGAGAAGUGGAAGAAUAAUGGCAAAUGCUGCAGACUUUGAAGAUGAAGAUGAUGAUGCUUGUGAUAGUGAUAGUGAGGACUCAGAUUAUUUGAAUCCCAAAAACUUCAAUGAAGAUGAAGAUCAAGAUGAUGUUUGUUUUGAUGAAUGGGUGGAUGACCAAACUGAAUGGACAGGGGUUAAAGAAACUGGGAAUGAGGCUGCUCCUGAUUGGCCUACAGAUGUUGAAUUGGAUUCUGAAGAUUUUGAGUGCAGGGAUUAUGCCAAGUAUAAUUCUGACAAGGAUUGGCCAGAAUUCAAUGCUGCAACUGACAUGGCAGAUCCAAAGUUUGAGAUUGGGAUGUUGUUUAGUGAUUGUAAGGUGUUUAGGGCAGCUGUCAGAGAAUACUCCAUAUUGCAGAAUAGGGAUGUAGUAUUUAUUAGGAAUGCGGCUUUGAAGCUGAAGGCAGUUUGUGGGGACCCAGAUUGUGGGUGGAUGAUAUAUGCUUCAAAAAUGCAACAUGACAAGACAUUGCAAGUGAAGACAUAUGUAGGUGAGCACACAUGUACACAGGUCAUUCAAGCAGGCUGUUGA